AUGGAAAAUCACACAAUAACAACUUUCAUCCUGUUAGGACUGACAGAAGACCCUCAAUUUCAGAUCAAAUUUUAUUUUCUAUUUCUCACGUACAUGUUGAGUUUAACUGGGAAUCUAACCAUCAUAUCCCUCACUUUAUUCGGUUCUCACCUUAAAACACCCAUGUACUUUUUCCUACAAAAUUUUGCCUUAUUAGAAAUGUCAUUUACAUCUGCCUGCAUUCCUAGAUAUUUGUACAACAUAGCAACAGGUGAUAGGUCAAUUACUUAUAAUAUUUGUGUCAUUCAAGUGUUUUUUAUUGAUGUCUUUGGAGUAACAGAAUUUUUUCUCCUGGCCAUCAUGUCCUAUGAUCGCUAUGUGGCCAUCUGCAAGCCGCUGCAUUAUGUGACCACCAUGAGCAGCAGAGUCUGCAGAAGUCUUGUUCUCUGCUGUUGGAUGGCUGGAUUGUUGAUAGUACUCACACCACUUACCCUGUUCCCCAAUUUGAAAUUCUGUGACUCGAAUGUCAUUGAUCAUUUUAUCUGUGAUGCAACUCCUAUUCUCAAGAUCUCUUGCUCAGACACAUGGUUCAUAGAGCAGAUGGUUGUAGCUUGUGCUGUGAUGACUCUCAUCAUGACCCUAGCGUGUAUAGUUCUUUCCUAUAUAUAUAUCAUCAAGACAAUCCUAAAAUUUCCUUCUGCUCAGCAAAGGAAAAAGGCUUUUUCCACCUGUUCUUCUCACAUGAUUGUUGUAUCCAUCACCUAUGGAAGCUGCAUUUUCAUUUACAUUAAACCUUCAGCAAAAGAAGAAGUGGACAUUAAUAAGGGUGUGUCAGUACUCACCACUUCCAUUGCACCAAUGCUAAGCCCAUUUAUAUACACCUUGAGGAACAAGCAAGUGAAGCAAGCAUUCAAUGACUCAAUCAAAAGAAUUGCAUUUCUCUUAAAGAAAUAG
This is a messenger RNA of Lemur catta (Ring-tailed lemur), 933 nucleotides long. RefSeq names its product olfactory receptor 6C2-like. The record is from RefSeq and is a predicted model, not a curated record. Gene Ontology annotation, molecular function: G protein-coupled receptor activity; olfactory receptor activity. Gene Ontology annotation, biological process: G protein-coupled receptor signaling pathway. Lineage: Eukaryota; Metazoa; Chordata; Mammalia; Primates; Lemuridae. Gene Ontology annotation, cellular component: membrane.